AUGGGCAUCAGCGAUGAAGUCGAAAUGUCCAGCCAAGGAGCUGGCGCGAGAUCCUUAUCUAAUAGCGAUCUAUCGGCUGAGAACUACCCAGAAGGAGGCCUACAGGCCUGGUCUGUUGUUCUCGGAGCAUGGUGUGCAAUGGUUCCUUCCAUGGGAUUACUGAACAGUCUUGGUGUUCUCCAAGCCUGGACGAGCACACAUCAAUUGAAGGAUUAUUCCGAAUCCAGCAUUGGUUGGAUCUUUGGCUCUUACGGAUUCUUUCUAUACAUCGCGGGAGCACAAACCGGCCCGAUCUUCGACACAUAUGGCUCAAAGUUUGUGAUCAUCCCGGGGUCCAUCGGGAUGGUGUUGUCCAUGGUGUGCUUCAGUUUCAGCGAAGAAUACUACCAAAUCUUUCUCUCCUUCAGUGUUCUCGGCGGCCUAUCAGCCUGCACACUCUUUACCCCCGCAAUCUCAACCGUCGGCCACUGGUUCAACCUCCGCCGCGGCUGGGCAACAGGCGUAGCAUGCACAGCCGGUGGAAUUGGCGGUGUCAUCUUCCCCUUGAUAAUCCUCUACGCCGCACCGAAGAUUGGUUUCCCAUGGGCGAUCCGGAUCAUCGCGCUGCUUUCUGCGAUAUUAUGUGCGUGUGCAUGUAUAUUACUCAAGACACGACUCCCACCGAAUAAGAAGGCUGGGGCUUCGGUGGAUUUUCGUGCGUUGAGAGAUGUCAAGUAUGCCUCUACGACUGCUGCGGUGUUUCUUGUUGAAUUUGCGGUGUUCAUUCCCAUCACUUAUAUCGCUUCUUAUGCUAUUGCUGUUGGUGUGGAGAAUACUAUGUCUUAUUUGCUGAUUCCAUUUUUGAAUGUUGGUGCCAUACCGGGUCGAUUCCUGCCUGGAUUGGUGGCUGAUCGAGUCGGACGGUUCAACGUCAUGGUGUUGACAUCUUUGAUCUGUUCGAUUCUGACAUUGGCUUUGUGGAUGAAAGCUGGUGAUGACUUGACCUCGAUUAUUUGUUAUGCUGUUUUCUUUGGAUUCUGGAGUGGUGCUGCUAUUAGUCUCACGCCGGUUUGCAUCUCGCAGGUUUGUGCUACUGAUGAUUAUGGGAAGCGGACUGGGACGACUUUUACUAUUAGUAGUGUUGGGACUCUUGUUGGGAUUCCGAUUGCUGGGGCUAUUUUGGAGCAUGAUAGUGGCAGCUAUGAGGGGCUAAUUGUCUUUGGUGGUGUACUUUAUCUGGCGGCUACGAUUGCGUUUGUUGUUGCGAGGGGGAUUUGUGUUGGGUGGUCUUUUGGUGCCAAAUUUUAG
Penicillium nucicola is the source of this 1287-nucleotide messenger RNA. RefSeq names its product putative oxalate/formate antiporter. Gene Ontology annotation, biological process: transmembrane transport. Gene Ontology annotation, molecular function: transmembrane transporter activity. The transcript has 3 exons. The coding region runs from base 1 to 1287 and encodes 428 amino acids. Lineage: Eukaryota; Fungi; Ascomycota; Eurotiomycetes; Eurotiales; Aspergillaceae. The record is from RefSeq and is a predicted model, not a curated record. Gene Ontology annotation, cellular component: fungal-type vacuole membrane.